UCUCAGCUAUUGCUUCAACUGAUAAGAGUACCAUCUCUUUUGCCAUGAUCUCUGCGCAGCAGCCACCGUUGCCCAGCAAAAUUCAAAGAGUAAUGGACUGCCAAACGGAGGAAGAAGAAACUUGUGAAGAGCAGCAUGACCCUGAAAACUGCACUUGCAGCUCCAAGCGUGCAUCAUCAACAGCAGAAUCCAACUCAGAUUCACCAGUAACUCUUAAACUACUACAGAAUUGGGUUCCUAGAGUUUCGCACUACUUUGAUAAAGAGCACUACACAUACGCCGGCCACCAGAUCGUCAUUCAGGAGUCCAUAGAACACUUUGGAGCCGUGGUAUGGCCAGGGGCACUGGCUUUAUCUCAAUAUCUGGAAUCAAAUCAAGAACAAUUCAACCUCAAAGACAAAAAAGUUUUGGAAAUUGGUGCUGGAACAGGCUUGGUUUCCAUUGUGGCCUGUAUCUUAGGAGCUUACGUUACAGCUACUGAUUUGCCUGAAGUUCUUGAAAAUCUCUCAUAUAAUAUUUCAAGAAAUACACAAAACAUGAAUUUGCACAAACCUGAAGUGAGAAAACUGGUAUGGGGAGAAGGCCUCAAUGAAGACUUUCCUGUAUCAACUUACCAUUAUGAUUUCAUGCUGGCAACUGAUGUCGUGUACCAUCACACAGCUUUGGACUCCCUGCUAGCAACAAUGGUGUAUUUUUGUAAGCCAGGAACAGUAUUACUAUGGGCAAAUAAAUUCAGAUUCACUACAGACUAUGAAUUUUUGGAAAAACUUUGCAAUGUAUUUAACACAACCAUUCUAGCAGAAUUUCCAGAAUCAAAUGUCAAGCUGCUUAAAGCCACAGUAAGAGAGAAUUAA
Molecule: messenger RNA, 854 nt
Organism: Gymnogyps californianus (California condor)
Lineage: Eukaryota; Metazoa; Chordata; Aves; Accipitriformes; Cathartidae
Gene: METTL21C
Product: methyltransferase 21C, AARS1 lysine
Exons: 5
Coding region: 45-854 (269 amino acids)
Biological process (GO): peptidyl-lysine methylation
Cellular component (GO): cytosol; cytoplasm
Molecular function (GO): protein-lysine N-methyltransferase activity
Source: RefSeq, a predicted model, not a curated record